Cladocopium goreaui is the source of this 4680-nucleotide messenger RNA. Lineage: Eukaryota; Dinophyceae; Suessiales; Symbiodiniaceae. The record is from the annotation of a GenBank genome assembly.
AUGUCGCACGAUUCGAAUCGCUCGCCCAACUCCACGCAUGAACUGAUUAGCCAAGCCGUCCGUCGGCGGACCUUUCUGGUGGCCGGGGGUUUGGGCUUCGCCGGGAUGAGCUUGCCGGGUUUGGCAACGCAGGGGGCGGCGCUGCAAGCUUCAGGCGGUCGGGCGAAGUCGACGAUUCUGUUCUUCUUGUGCGGUGGCUCCUCGCAUAUCGACACGUGGGACAUGAAGCCGGAAGCCCCGGUCGAGUUUCGCGGCGAGUUCAACCCCAUCGCCACCACCGCGCCGGACAUUCAACUCUGCGAACACCUGCCGCAUCUCGCUCAACAAGCCCAUCACCUGGCGAUCGUCCGUUCGCUGGGGCACUACGGUCGCGGGACCGGUGACCAUCACGCGGGCUACUAUUACAACCUGACGGGCCAUGCCCCCGAUGUGAGCUUUCGCACGCUGGCCAACGACCGCCGUCCGGAACCGACCGAUUGGCCUUACAUUGGUUGUGUGGUCGGCGCGAAGCGUUCGCCGCAUCCUUAUCUGCCGAAUGCGGUGUCGCUGCCGCACAAACCAAGCAGGUUGCCGUAUACAAGGCCCGGGCAGUUCGCCGCGCUGCUUGGCGUGGAACACGACCCGUUGUAUGUGGACGGGAAUGUCGAUAAGCCGCUGGAGUUUUCGGUGCCGGCCCUCGAGCUUCGCGGUGACUUGUCGCCCGAGCGGGUGGCAGCUCGUCGGUCGUUGCUCGAUGGAAUCGACGCCGCCGAACGAGCGUUCGACAGCACCGUCGAUAGUGUGACCUACUCGAAGCAACAAGAGAAAGCCUUCUCGUUGCUCACCUCGGCGAAAGCGAAGGCGGCGUUCAAUUUGGCCGACGAGCCGGAAGCGCUCCGCGAGCGAUACGGCCAAACCGUCAACGGGAUGAGCCUGUUGAUCGCCCGACGAUUGGUCGAGGCCGAGGUGCCGUUCAUCACCGUGUUCUGGAAAGAGAACAUGAAGUUCGCCAAGCAGUGCAAGAGCGCCGGCGGCUGGGACACCCAUGGCAACAAUUUCAAUUGUUUGCGCGAUCGGUUGCUGCCGGAGUUCGAUCGUGGUUUCUCUGCUUUGAUUGAAGACCUUGACCAACGGGGCCGGUUGGACGAAACACUGCUGGUGGUGAACAGCGAGAUGGGACGCAAACCGCAGAUUGGCGACGUGCGUUCCGGCGGCGUCAGCGGCGCGGGCCGCGAUCAUUGGACGCACUGCAUGAGCGUGCUGAUGGCCGGCGGUGGCAUCCGUGGUGGGCAGGUGUAUGGAUCGUCCGACCGCGAGGGUCAGUACCCGGCCAACCGACCGGUGGGUCCUGAACAUAUCGCCCAUACGAUCUACCACGCGAUGGGUGUGAACGAUCUCACCACCACCGACCGCCAAGGCCGCCCCCUGCUUUUCUUGGUUGCUUCACUUACUGCCGCGGGGAAUUUGUUGGACCUCGGCUGCGGCGAUGACUUAUCAUUCGGGCUGGAGCAGGUUGAGGCCCGGGGUGCACAUCGCUUCUUCUCGCGAAAGGCUUCUCUCAUGCGCGAAUCGCAACAGGACCUCCGCCGCCGUACGUUUUUAAAAUCGAGCCUGAUGGCCGCCGGCGCGACUGGCUUCACGCAUUCGCUCGCCACCCCACAAGCCAAGGCGGCCCCGGCGGAGAAAGCCGGAAGUGCAGAUCCGUCGGCGAUCCCUACGCGUCCCUUCGGCAGCACGGGGCGAACGCUUCCCAUCCUGGCGAUGGGUGGUUCGGCGAUGGUGGGACUUUUCAUUCGCGCUUACGGCACCGAACUGUUGCCGCUGGAUGAGCGGAAGGCGAUGGUCCGUCACGCGUACGACUCAGGCAUUCGCUACUUCGAUACGGCCCGAGUGUAUGGCGAGAGCGAAUCGAUCAUGGGAGCCGGGCUCAAGGGCGUUCGCGAGAACUGCUAUGUGGCCACGAAGAUGCACUUCCCCGAUGCGAAGAUGACCCGGCAGAGCGUAGAGAAGUCGCUCGAACAACUCGACAUGGAUUACGUCGACUGCGUGCAGAUUCACAGCCCUGCAAUCGAACGCGUGGGUUUCGACGGCGCGAUGAAGAUUCACGCCGAGUUGGUCAAGCUCCGCGACGAAGGACUGCUGAAGUACAUCGGGCUCACCACGCACGUGGCGUUCGAAACCGUGCUGAAGAUGAUCGAGACCGGCGGGUUCGACCAGGUGCUGCUGGCCUACGGCUACUUUCGCAAAGGCAUGGACACGAUGCUCUCGAACCAGAACAUCGAGUUCCGCGAGCAGUGCCUGGCCAAAGCGUACGAUCAGAAGAUGGCCAUCGUGGCGAUGAAGGUCCUGGGGGCCAACAUCAUGAGCCACAACGCCAAGAACGUGGUUGGCGAUUACGACGAAGCCCAAUUGGCCAAGGUACCCCCGGCCGCCAUCCGCUGGGUGCUCCGCGACGAACGCGUGUCGAUGCUUAACAUCGGCGUCUCGAUGCCCGCAGACAUCGACCGCAACCUGGCCACCCUCACCGCCGACACCACCUACACCAACGAAGACCGCGACGUGCUGGCCGAGUUUUCAGCCCGGGCGUAUGAGUCGAAGUUGGUGAAGGAGAUGGAGGCAUUGGCGUAUCUACUGGUGUCACCGGCUUACGAGUCGGAUCAGGGACUACUUUCGGAGCUCACAGAAAAACAGCGACAGAUGCGGUACUGGCCCUGGGUCACGGUCUUGGGAAUGCUUUUCUUCUCGUAUCUUGUUCUCAUCGGUGCGAGUUCUUUGGUUCUCUGGUUUCUUGGCAUCACACUUCUACCUGCAGUGGUCGGUGCAUUCUAUUUGGACUUGCUUCAAAAAAGUGUCGUACUGAUGUACGACCUCGACGAAGCUUCUGAGGCGGCGUUUCACAACGUCUUUGAAGCGGUGGAUGAACUUGCCAGAUGCGGGGCCGCGUGGCAUAUCAGUGCCCGCGGAGACGUCUACGAUUCGAAAUACCACGCCGGAGCAAGCAAUUUGGUCCAGCGGAAGAGCAUUUCGAUCGGCCAGCGUGAGCCGCCUUAUGUGCGCACCAAUUUAUCAAUCCCGAGAAUUCCUUUAGGGGACAGAACACUUUACUUUCUGCCCGAUCGACUGCUUCUCUACGCAUCCGGUGGAAUUGGUUCACUCGAUUACUCUGAUGUUCGAGUCGAAAGAGAGGCAACGAACUUUAUCGAAUCCGGAACCGUCCCACGCGACGCCAAAGUUGUCGACCACACCUGGAAAUACGUGAACAAGAGCGGAGGCCCCGACCGGCGAUUCAAGGACAACCACGAGAUUCCCGUUUGCGAGUAUCUACAGAUUCACCUGAGUAGUGGCAGUGGGCUUAAUGAGCAACUGCAAAUCUCUAAUGCUUCUGCAGGCACUUCUCUUCAAACGACUUUAGACAGAAUGGCUAGCGUCCUCCACUCAUCUCGCAGCGCCGCACAGUCGAGCGAUGUCGCUUCUCCCAAUCUGCUUCAACCACAACCUCACCCUGAAAUACCAAUUAUUGCACAACCCUCCACUCGACAGCUUUUCGGCUUCCUACUCAAUAUUCUUUGUUGCGCAAUGGUGGCUGAUGGAAGAGCUUCAAAGAUCGAGAAGAUCCGGAUCAAAUCCAUAAUGAAGAAGCUGCGAGCACCUUGGACCUCGGAUGAGGUAGAUGAACGGAUAGCUUCUUUCAUAGGCGAAGUACAAUCAAAGGGGUUUCCCAAGGUUCUCAACGAAUCGCUUCGAUCUGUGAAGUGGUUUAGAGGCCAAGAUCGCAAAGAAGUAUUGUUGAAGAGCAUCAGAGCAGAAAGACUUUCGAUGAAGACCGAUAGCGAUCAGGCGGUGUCCGUUUCGCAGCAGAGCGUGGAUGCCAACCGGGAGAUGAUUUGCGAAGCCCGGAAGGCCGGCAAAUUCGCGCUGCUGGGGGCAUUCGUCAAGCUGUCGGGGCCAGGGUGGCUGCAAAGUGCGAUCACGCUCGGUGGUGGAUCGCUGGCCGGGGCGUUGUACCUAGGUGUGGUUGGCGGCUACAGCCUGCUGUGGGUGCAGUUGAUGGCCAUCGUGUUCGGCGUGAUCAUGCUGUGCGCGAUUUCGUACGCGUCGCUUUCCACCGGCGAACGGCCGUUCAAGUCGAUCGGGCAACAUAUCAACCCGGUGCUGGCCUGGGGUUGGGCUCUGGCUACGCUGGCGGCCAACAUGGUGUGGAGCUUGCCGCAGUUCAGCCUUGCUACGGCCGUGGUGCAGCAGAACCUGUUGCCCGACGCGGUGGGGGCCAACAGCGCGAUGGGCGACAACGCCGGUAAAGCACUCAUCUGCGGCAUCAUUCUCGUUCUCGCCGUGUCGAUCGUUUGGGUCUACGACUCAGGCGGGCGGGGCAUUCGCAUCUUCGACACCGUGCUGAAGAUCAUGGUCGCCCUGAUCGUGCUCAGCUUCUUCGGCGUGGUGGUUCAACUGGCCACAUCCGAGGACGGGCUGCCGUGGAACGAGAUCUUCGCGGGCUUUGUGCCCAACUUAAGCCAAUGGUCGAGCCCGGCCAGUUCGUUUGAACCUUAUAUCGUGGCCUCGGGCGAAGCGUAUCGUUCGUUCUGGACUGAUGAGAUCGUCCACCCUGCAGCGGAACGUGAUGAUCGCGGCCAUCGCCACCGCCGUGGGCAUCAACAUGACGUUCCUCUUGCCGUACUCGAUGUUGAAUCGCGGCUGGGAUAA